Molecule: messenger RNA, 1264 nt
Organism: Neodiprion fabricii
Lineage: Eukaryota; Metazoa; Arthropoda; Insecta; Hymenoptera; Diprionidae
Product: acyl-CoA Delta-9 desaturase-like
Exons: 6
Coding region: 127-1140 (337 amino acids)
Biological process (GO): unsaturated fatty acid biosynthetic process
Cellular component (GO): endoplasmic reticulum membrane
Molecular function (GO): iron ion binding; stearoyl-CoA 9-desaturase activity
Source: RefSeq, a predicted model, not a curated record
UCAGUCCAGUGCGUUACACUGAGCGUGAUUCCGUUCUUCGUCGAGGCAGCUCGAGCAUAAAGAAAAAUAAUACGUAAAUAGUUGAGAGUUUGAGAAAAUAUCUUCAAUACUGCGAGCUGUGUUUCAAUGGGGGAUCACGACUCAAACUUGGACUUCAUUGUGCAAAAUGAGAAGAGUCGAGAGUUCGACCUGGAAGAGGUGGUCAACAAGGAUGUCAGCACGAACGAUAAGUUUUAUCACAGACUUGUGAUUCCCAACCUGUUGUACUUAUUCGCCCUCCACGUGGGUGCAGUAAUUGGUAUUUACCACCUACUGGUGAACGCCAAGAUACUCACAAUAAUAUGGGCGGGUUUCAUGGUGUUCUGUACCUUGGAAGCUGUAACAUUGGGGGCCCAUCGAUACUAUUCUCACAAGAGUUUCAAGGCCACAACGUCUCUCAGGCUGGCCAUGAUCAUUUUUCAAACGGCUGCUGGACAGAACAGCAUGUAUACCUGGGCAAGAGACCAUAGGCUGCAUCACAAAUACAGCGACACGGACGCUGAUCCUCACAAUUCCACCAGAGGAUUUUUCUUUUCCCAUGUCGGCUGGUUGAUGUUCAAGAAACAUCCUCUCGUUAAAGAGAAAACCAAGUGCAUCGACGUCUCGGAUCUACUCGAUGACAAAAUCGUCAUGUUUCAAUACAAAUAUUACGUACCGUUUUACAUACUUGUGGGAUUUCUUUUUCCCACUUAUUUGCCAGUUUUCUGUUGGAAUGAAAAUUGGUGGACUUCCUUUUACGUCGCAUACUGUCUUCGCUACGUCAUCGUCCUUAAUGUAACUUGGAGCGUAAAUUCUGUCGCUCACAUGUUCGGCACAAAGCCCUACGACAAAAGAAUCGCCUCCGUCGAGUCCAAUCUCGUUUCAUUUCUGACCGGAGGAGAUGGAUGGCACAAUUACCAUCACAGUUUUCCCGGGGAUUGGAGAGCUGGAGAAUUCAGUCAACGGGAUGGUAUCAACACCAAGUUCUUGCAGACUCUGGCGAAUUACGGAUUCGCCUACGAUUUAAGAACGGUCUCGGACUCGGUGGUCGAAGGGCGUAUCAAGAAGCACGGCGACGGAACGCAUUCGGUUAUGAACCAGGGCUGCAAAAUUAUUGAUUGAAAAGUAAGUCAUGAUCCGUGACCGAAAUAAUGAGUAAUAAGUGAAAACUAAUAUUUGCAGUUACAUUAUUGUCGCUGAUUCUUGUACGUGUCGUAAGCCAAUAAAUACCGAUCGAAUACAUCUA